Messenger RNA from Theobroma umbraticum, 364 nucleotides. RefSeq lists its product as uncharacterized. The record is from RefSeq and is a predicted model, not a curated record. NCBI's taxonomy places the organism in Eukaryota, Viridiplantae, Streptophyta, Magnoliopsida, Malvales, Malvaceae.
GUUCCUUAGAAAAAAUGGAAGGGAGAACCUUUGUCGUGAUAUUCUUCUUCUGGGCUGCUCUCACAGUUAUCACCCCUACCCUUGUUCUCUGGUCAGAGUCCUCCAAACCCGAGUUGGAAUUUAAUGGUCAGAAAAGCGAGGGAAUAAAGGAUAGAAAAAUGAUUGGAUAUGCAGUGAAACAAGUAAGCAAUGCAACAAAAUCUUCGACUCAGUUGGCGGCAGCAGCCACAACUGAGACCCAGAAUUGGAGCUGGCUUCAGGAACUUGAAAGCUGUGUGAGCAAAGUUUUCCGAAAAGCAAUGGGACUGCUCAUCAGGGUCAGCUAAAUCCAAUGAUAAACCUUCCAAGAAAGUGUAGGUUUGCG